AAUCAUAUUUAUCCAUGCCCAGCCCGGCAAGCAGUCUUCCUCGGAUAAUUCAUUUGAAUCAUGCAAUCAACGGGUCAAAGCUGCUACGAAGCUGCUGAUUCGAAGAGGCUGCUGCUGCUAAGAGAAAAGAAGGUGAUGGAUUUAGUGCCGCGCGACAAGCGAAGAAGACUAGUGGAGGUGCCCUACACCGCAACGCUAGCCGAUACCAUGAAUACUCUUCUGGCUCACCGGGUGGCGGCCGUGCCGGUGGCUGCACCGCCCGGGCAGUGGAUCGGUGCCGGCGGCUCCAUGAUUCUCGAGCACGAUAAGAGCACCGGCGCCGCCAGGAAGCAUUACAUAGGGAUGGUGACGAUGCUUGAUGUGCUGGCUCAUAUUGCCGGGGACGGUGAAGAAGAUCUUGACCUGAAAAUGGCGGCUCAAGUCUCUUCCAUUAUCGGUCAUUGCCUUGAAACUCUCACCUUGUGGACACUCAAUCCUGCUAUGAGCCUUGUGGACUGUAUGGAAGUGUUUAGCAAAGGCAUUCACCGCGCCAUGGUUCCACUGGAGAGCCUGCAGCAAAGCGAGAGCUUGGCGGGCGUAGAGCUGGUGGAGUCGGCGUCAAGCUACGGGAUGCUCUCCCAAAUGGACGUUUUGAAGUUCCUGCGAGAAUACAAUAGGCAACACCCCGAAGGAGAGCUCAAACACAUAAUGUCAUGCCGCAUCAAAGUCGAGGACGAUGCCGCGGCCGUUUUCGGGAUUUCCGAUGAGUCCACGGUCAUGGAUGCCAUCAAAUGCAUGAAGGCGGCUUUACUCACCGCCCUGCCCAUCCUCCACUCUCCCAUUGCCAUUCAAGAACAUCACUCACAACUCUUUAAUGGGAAAAACAUGAAAGUGAGGGCGACAUUCUCCGCAACAGAUCUAAGGGCAUGCCCUAUACCGCUUCUGAAGACUUGUCUACAAUGGAAGGUGGUGGAUUUCUUGCGGAUGCAGGAGGUGAUGAGGCCGUCACUCGUAGCUGGGACAAGAGAGAUGACGCUAGGGGAGGCGGUGGAGAAGGUAGUGUGCAAUGGGGUGCACCGCAUUUGGGUGGUUGAUCGUCACGAUUUGCUUCAAGGCCUUUUGUCUCUCACCGAUAUUCUUAAACUCAUCCGCCUUUCUCUGCUCGGAUCUUUUGCAACACCCACCGGGAAGACAUCUAUAUAGUAGUUAUAAUUAAUAAUUAAUAAUAGAUGAAUGAAUAUGAUGCAUCCAUCUUAUCAAUAUGCUCAUGUAUGUAGUGCUAAGAUUUGAAGGAAUAAAAGUAAUUUUAGUAAUAUAAAAUAUGGAGUAUAAAGAGGUGAGAGUGUUUCUAGAACCUCCC
Messenger RNA from Cuscuta europaea, 1339 nucleotides. NCBI's taxonomy places the organism in Eukaryota, Viridiplantae, Streptophyta, Magnoliopsida, Solanales, Convolvulaceae. The record is from the annotation of a GenBank genome assembly.